AUGCAACGCCACGCCUUCCGUUCGGUGUGUAGCCGGACAAGGCCAGAGCUCGAGCAGGCCUCGGAUGCUCUCCGAAACUACGCCCGCCAAUUCUCGACUUCACAGAUUCAGGCUGCCGAUGGUCCCAGUACCCCGAGGCCGACUGCCCGUCCCGCUCAAGCUGGUGGCCCCAAGGUCAUCGACAUAAAGAGUCUGCCCCUGCGUGGCAGAGGAGGUCUAAGGGGUCGUGGUAGUUUCCGUGGACGAGGCGGAUUUGCGGGUAGGGGAGGGUCUUCAGCCCAGGAUCGCCCAUCCUCGCCUAUGCGAACUGGCCAGCCUAUGACAAGAGGUCGAGGCGGAGGCGGUUUUGACGCCAGAGGCCGCGGUGGACGUGGACGUGGAGGUCGGGGUCGUGGCCGGGGUCGAGGAGGAGGCAAAGGCGACCGACGAAGGGAUGAUGACGACAAGGAUAGAAACAAGGACCGAAACGAAUUCAACAACAUGGAUCCCGAUGAGAAGUCUUUCGACGAUAGCAUUCGAUUCGGCAUGCGCUCCGAGUACACACCAUCCUUCACACUCGAGUCCGUCAACCAAUUCGCCCCUGUCACACCAAGCACCGCUGCUGGAAAGUCAGCUGCUGUUAUGCAGAACCUCAGCGUUCUCGGCACAGCAGACCACGUCGGUGCUCCAGAACCCUUCCAGCCCAAAUACUACGCCUCCGAGACCGAGGCCGGCGGUAUUCGUUUCUUCGCCGAUGCCGAUGCUAAGAAUGCCGCCGAGCAGUACCUCCAAGGAAGGGCCAGAACCGAAGGCAAGGAGCUUACGGGCCCUAUCGUUGCCGAAGCCGAGGAGGCCAUCCGUCAGGUUAUUACACAGCGAGCUGUCCAGGGCCAGCAUGAGACACCCAAGUUCGCAUCAGACCCCGUUGGAGUGUCCCGCUCAUGGCAUCUCCGAUCUGAGACGUACACUACCCACGACGUCAACUCGUUCCAGACAAAGUUGACGUCUCUUCUGGAUAAGAAAGGCGCUGGUGGAAAGGGCGGACAGGCGAAGGCUUAA
Fusarium pseudograminearum CS3096 is the source of this 1038-nucleotide messenger RNA. RefSeq lists its product as uncharacterized. The record is from RefSeq and is a predicted model, not a curated record. NCBI's taxonomy places the organism in Eukaryota, Fungi, Ascomycota, Sordariomycetes, Hypocreales, Nectriaceae. The transcript has a single exon. Bases 1 to 1038 code for a protein of 345 amino acids.